This is a messenger RNA of Actinia tenebrosa (Australian red waratah sea anemone), 1739 nucleotides long. RefSeq names its product pyroglutamylated RF-amide peptide receptor-like. Gene Ontology annotation, molecular function: G protein-coupled receptor activity. The record is from RefSeq and is a predicted model, not a curated record. Gene Ontology annotation, cellular component: membrane. NCBI's taxonomy places the organism in Eukaryota, Metazoa, Cnidaria, Anthozoa, Actiniaria, Actiniidae. Gene Ontology annotation, biological process: G protein-coupled receptor signaling pathway.
AGAAAAAAUGCGAUUCAAGCUUAUUUGUUCUAGAUUUAGCUACAGCUGUUUUCUGGUUGGCUAGUUCCAGGUGUUUACACCCAAGCCUCACUAGAAAAGCUUUGAUGUCAUCUCUGUAUUACGUCCUCUCAUUGGUUGUUUGGUUGCUAUAUCUAUACGGAGUGCAGUUACUUGCCCUCAUUCUACCAACAUUUCACAUCGUAUCCUUAAUUGUUUUCGUUUUCCGUUGGGUAUGUCACAAAUGAAUUUUUCAAUGGCGAACAUUUCAAAUAUCUCCAAGAUAUCGGUACAUCAAAAGCCCGAGGCCUUCACAUUUAGCGCACAGACUAAAGUAAUGCUGUUUUCCAUCCUGCUUGUGUGGAGUCUUCUCGGCAACGUUCUUGUCAUUGCGAUYGUCAUAUUGAAUAAAAACUUGAGGACUAAUUUCAAUUGCCUGAUUGUCAACAUGGCGGUUUCAGACUUGUUCAUUCCCCUACUCAUCCUGCCAUUAAAGAUUGUUCAGGAGACGAAUGGACCUGACUGGUUAGUGGACGGUCCUCUUGGUGAAGCCUUGUGCAAGCUGGUUUACUUCCUGACGGAUAUAUCUCCUCUAGUCUCAAUUCUAAGCCUGGUCAUAAUCACAGUUAAUAGAUUUGUCUCCAUUACAUACCCGAUGAAGAUUGGAGUACUCCGAGGAAAGACAAGUUGGGUCCUUCUCGCCUUCACAUGGAUAGCACCAAUGGCUCUCCUCUCUCCAUACUUCUACACUUUUCGCCUGCUAAAGAAAAAUGGCAUAACACACUGUAUAUCGCUAUGGACUCCAGCCUUUGAUGACCUUGCAGCGCGGACCAUCUUCAUAACUGUGGUUAUUGUGGUAGCGUUCCUAGUGCCCUUGACAGCCAUCUUGAUAUUAUAUUCUUUAAUGCUUUACCAACUUAAAAAAAGCUCUGAUAAAGUGAUCCAUAUGUUAAAUAACCGACAACUUCUCUUUCGACAACGCAGAAACAAACAGAUUUUCUAUUUUUGCAUUGCGAUUAUUGCAUCGUUCAUUUGUUUUUUAGGACCUUUCUUUUGCUUCAUGUUUGUGCUAAACUUUGUUUGGCGUUGGGAUUUUAAGGGUAAAGUAGUAAAGAUCAGGACCAUUUUAUUUGUUGUUCAAUUUUUAGCGCAUCUUAACCCUGCUAUUAAUCCUUGUAUUUACUUUUUGUUUUUGAAAGACUAUAGAAAAGGUUUGAGAAGGCUUCUAGUAGAUUCUAAAAGAAAACCAACGUCAAUUCUGUUGCGUCGUCGUAAAUCCACCAAGAUCUCGACACUUUUGGAAUAUUUUCCUCUGGGCAAAGUUCGCAAUAAAAGCACUUCAGUUUAAGAUUAUAGCCUUCACUAUUAUACUUGUACAAAUUAGGUUUGUAAAAUAGGACACUAGGGACACUGACAAUCACGAAAACUUGCAUUAUAGUAAGAAGUUUGCAUAUUUUAUAUAACAUAUAAUUAGCUAUAACAAGAAACGCCAUGACUGAAAAUAGAUGGUAUAUUUUAGCACUCGAACAAUAACAUUUUGUCAUAUUUAUUCUUUAUUUUCUCCUACACACYGAAUACUUUUCGGCUUUGUGGGUAGCCGGUCAAAAAUAUGUCAGUCGUGAUCAAACCGGUGUCUUCAACCAGAUGUUUCCUUUAUUAGUUGCUAGGCAACUGAACUACCAAUCUAAUAAUUCGGCCCAGCGAAUAAGCCUUUUCAUAGUUUAAGAAUCGAUUCCACUGCG